Salpingoeca rosetta is the source of this 1138-nucleotide messenger RNA. RefSeq lists its product as uncharacterized. The coding region runs from base 106 to 888 and encodes 260 amino acids. Lineage: Eukaryota; Choanoflagellata; Craspedida; Salpingoecidae. The transcript has 8 exons. The record is from RefSeq and is a predicted model, not a curated record. Gene Ontology annotation, cellular component: endoplasmic reticulum membrane; endoplasmic reticulum.
CACAAAGUUGUGACCAACAGUCAUAGAUUGAGGCAGAAUUUUUUUGGCACACUUUUUUCUGGUUGGUUUGUCAGUGGAGACAAGCGAGAGCAACGAACAACCAAGAUGCAGCUGAAGUGGCUGUCUGUGCUGGCCAUCGUGGCACUCCUGCUCACGCGCCUUCCCCCUUCUUCCCUGGUUUCUGCAAACGAUGACGACACCGUGACUGGCGAGGAUGUGGGAGACGACAUGGACAACGUCGCCGUCGAUGAGGAGGCGGAGGAGGAAGAGAGCGACAUUGAUGAUUUGGAGCUCGGGCCAACAAAGCUCGUCGACGUGACUGCCAUCUUCCCGGAUUUUCCAACCCUCGAGAUUCCUGCUGGCGCCAUUGUUACCGCCGUCGUUGGUCUUGACAACAAGGCCGACUCGCCCUUCGUCGUCAGCUCCAUUGAGGGAUCCCUUGGUGCGCCUUUCGACUACACCCAAUCAUUCCAGAACUUCACUGCCAUGCCGAUUGAGCUGCGCGUGGACGCUGGCCAGCAGGCGACGUUCACCUACAAGUUCCGCCCCUCGGACCGCUUCGAGCCCCGCGACUUUGCGCUCGCCGUUGUCGUCAACCUCAAGGACCAGAGCGAGGGCCUGUUUGUGAACACCGCGUUCAACCAGACCAUCACGCUCACGGACCCCGAGUCUGACGUCUCGUCCAAGGCCAUCUUUGGCUACAUCCUGUUUGCUGCUGUUGGCGUGCUCGCGUUCCUGUACAGCCGGCCCAAGCCCGCCACCAAGCCAACCAAGCAGGCAGCGAAGCGCGUUGAGACGGGCGCAGGCAUGGUGCAAGAGGACGAGUGGCUCGCCGAUACCAAUGUCGUACAGCCCCGUCGCCGCAAGCGCUCGGAGCGCAAGAACUAGACCACACACGUGGUGCUAUUGGUGUUGUGUUGUUUCGUUCCCCUCAUCAUCAUCAUCAUCAACAUCAUCAUUGUUGUGGUUCUGUCUGCACCCACGGCCGUGCGUGUGGUGGAUAACCGGGCGAAUACUCAUGUGAAUCGGUGAACUUGCGGGCGGCUUUCGUGUCUUCCGCAGGUCGCGUGUGCAUGCGAGCAAACGUAUCUCGCAUCACCGCAAUGCGCCAGCAAUAAACAUGACCAAAGCAUGCAGA